UUUAAGUUUUGAUUUGUAAAACAAUUCAGUUUCUUGAAAAAAUAAUUAAUCACCAAUUUUAAUUCGAUAAUAUAGAGUACAAUGAACAUACACUUCUACUUGUGUGACAGGAAAUCUGGACUACCAAUACAAUUAAUUAAACAAAAGUAAAACAGGCUGACUGAGACUAUAAGAGUCCAGCAGAAAAACAUGAACUCCUCCUACAAUAUGUCUGACCAUUCGACCGUGCUACAGUUUCAGCAUCACUCUGUAUUGAGCUCUAUGCAGGCUUUGGUCAACGUCUCCAAUAAUAUGAGUGAAAACUUGACCAUCCUGACGUUGCUCCAGAACCAGUCUACGCUGACCUUCAUUCCGGCCAUGGUCUGCCUGGCAUUGCUCUCUGUUGUUGGGAUAAUCGGGAAUUCCCUAGUGCUCUUUGUGUACUGGAGAAAGUUUUCCCGGACCGCCAUGGGCGUACUUAUCAUGGAGAUAGCUGUGUAUGAUUUUCUCACAAACACAGUAGUCAUACCUGGGGAGAUAUACGAUAUGUUCCACCAGUGGGACUUUGAGUUUGCCGCCCUCUGUAAGGCUCGGAAAUUAUUUAAUGUCACAACUACAUUGGCGUCUGCAAUCACACUGGUAGCCAUCGGUGUCACGAGGUAUAAAAGAAUAUGUCAGCCUCUAAGAAAACAAGUAACGAUAACUCAGGUUUACAUCGGCACAACCUUUAUUGUGUUUGUCUCCCUUACCUCCUCUUUUCCAUUCGCUCUCCUUCACGGCAGACGCACCAGAAACACCUCUGUCUCUGGCGUGAUGGGGUACUCUUGCGACGUGGAUGACGCCUAUGCUGGCACUAUAUGGCCCAUAGUCAACUCGAUCUUCUUCGUGGCGGUCUACGCACUAGGCAGCGGCAUGAUAGUUGUGCUGUACGGUAUGAUCUGGUCCAAGGCGUGGAGGCACCGGACAUCCAUGACUAGAAACAUGAGCAGAAGUGCCAGCGAUUCCAAUCUUCUGAGAAAGCUGUCAGCUGAAGGUUCUUGCUCAGUGUCUUCCUCCAAUCGCCGUAGAAACAAGCGGCUUUCAAGGUCACUCCAGGCGCUGAACCGCGAACUGUGUCAGAGAGAAGACACCAGUAACCUUUACACACCGGAAACAGUCGAUCAGAGCACUUCCUGCGCCACUUUACACAUCGACCUUGCUAGCGACUCCACGCAAGGCAUCGAAACCGAGGCUCACAACCGAAGCGCUGAGAAAACCCGCAAGGCUAGUGAUGUAUUCACAAAUUUACUUAUUAACAUCCGGAGACGCUAUUCUGAAACCACUUAUCGUAAGGAAAACACACUUGAAACCUCAAGGUGUCACUUCAGACGAGAAACCUCCUCUGCCAACUCGACCUUAGUGUCCCUCAAACCAAGCCAGAAGUUAAACACAAGCGUUUCCCGCGAAAACUCAAUGUCAGAUAUCCACGCCCUAAAUAACUUGGAUGUCAGCUUCCAAAUUCAACGCAUAAGUUUAAGUAACAGGAGAUUCUUGGUCAAGCCUAAACGCGUUCAUGGCCGAGCCUCGGAAAGAUUCUCCUCCCGCUCGGUUCGGAGAAAGCGUCAACGAAAUUUCGGGCGCACCUCGUGCAUGCUCCUGAUCAUCAGCGUGGUGUUCAUCCUCAGCUAUCUGCCAUUUACCUGCCUGCAGGCUUUUAAGAACAUCGCCCCUGAGAUGUACCAGGAGUUGGAAGGAACAGGCUUGGCCUUGUUUCACCUCUUCUAUCGAUCCUACCUUGUGAAUAGCGCGUCCAAUGCUGUUAUUUAUAGCCUGUGUGACCUGCGAUUCAGACAGGAGACAAUAAAACUCUUCAAGAAAUCAUAGAUUAAAAACUUAUGUAUAUUAUUUAAAGGUUAAAUUGGUAGAUACAAGAUGUCAACAACUAAUUCUGUUCGGUCUUACAGACAAUUUGAGACCCUGUUAUGACAGAGUUUGGAGAAUUAUGAGUUAAGAGAUAAAUAGGAUCCUUGUGAGGUCUUCACUGUGUAUCAAAAACAGGGGAUCUUCACGUGUAAUGGAUGUAACCGUGGUACAACUGGCAAGCUAGUAACACGAAAUACUCACCUUUCCCUUAACCUGUCAUCUAUCUCUUAGUCUGUUGGCCAGUCAACCGUCUUUCUCUGUUCCUCUCUGUCAUUUACCUUUAAUAGAAUUUCAUUCACUGACAGGCCUGUCUAUUCUUUGAUGUUGUCUUCCCAUCGCUUUCUCUGUCUGUCUCUUCUUCUUCUUCCUGGUAAUAUUUCCUGAAGGAAGGAAGGUCUUUGCGAGAACUGAGGGCCAUAGAGUCUGAGUUUACGUUUUUUUGACGGUUAGCAGGCCAUCGUGGGGUCCAUUUGCUGUAUUAAUCCUGUCUCUCGUCUCUUCAUUUGUGAUGUGGUCUUUGCACGUGACACCUAGGAUCUUUCUGUAGCAUCUUAGUUCCAUUGCUAGGAUCUUUCUGUAGCAUCUUAGUUCCAUUGCUAGGAUCUUUCUGUAGCAUCUUAGUUCCAUUGCUAGGAUCUUUCUGUAGCAUCUUAGUUCCAUUGCUAGGAUCUUUCUGUAGCAUCUUAGUUCCAUUGCUAGGAUCCUCUUCUCGAGAUCUGCUGUCAGCGUCCAAGACUUGCAAGCAUAUAAAAUGUGACCGUGACCAGGGAGCGCAUCAGUCUGAUUUGAGUGUCGAGGGCUAGAUUGUUUUGAGUACUUCCCUACAGAUAUUAAAUGCUAGGAUUUUUAUUUCCCUUUUUUUUUUUAAUUUCGUAAGUGCAAUGAUUCAAUCUUUUUUCGCUUACGCGUUUGUAAAUGUUAAUACUACGAUUUGUUGAUGUUGAAUGUAACACACAAUUGUUUAUUAUCUAUCAAGAGUUUAUAGUUAAACUUUUCAAAAGAAGAAAAUAGCGGGUCUUUCACAACCAGAUUAUGACAAAUACGACUUCGUUAUUAGACUUUAGGCGCUAUUGUCAGCUUGAUUCAAAAACUAAGUUUUAAUGAAAAAAAAGAGAGCAGAUUUUGUUGUCUUUAAAGAUAAAGUAAAAACAGCAAAAAAAAAAUAAAAAAAUAAACCGACAGUUGACCCACAUUUAUUGUGUCCUUUAUUUCAAACAGUUUCCGUUUCGUAAAACUAAAAAGUCAAGAUGACCGAACCAAAAAAGUAUUUGUGUGCGGAAAAAUUUCCGCAUAAGUCACUUCUCAUGUUAUGGUAUUCUAAUAAAAAGGCUUGUCUUCGAGUCUGAAGAUUAAUGAGGAAUCGAGUAUUUCAAGUGACUACGCAGCCCCAUCUGCGACCUACAAAUUUUGCCACAUGCAUCGCAUGUAUAACUAUUGUCCGCCAUUGGUCGAUUCAGAUUCUCUUUUCGCCGUCUGCGCCUGUCCUCGGCAGCGGAUUUUCUUUUGGCCUCAAAUGUUUAUCCCGCGGCACUUGUAAGUGACUUCCAGCUGUCUCGUUCUGAAGUCCCCUGCAACCAGGUUCUCUCUUCUAUGUCAGUUCAAGUAAGUUGGAUGGUUUUUAAAUCGUUUCAGUGGGGCACCUCUGUUUUGUCGGCCACCUUUCAGCACACCAAAAUGGAUUGCUUUUGGCAUAUGGCAUAUGUUCGACCCCCAUGCGGGAUACGUGCUCUGCCCAAAAGCGCAACUGUCAGAUCAUAAGAGGUCCCUCUAUACUUUCCAUACCGGCGUUCUCAAGGACAUCGCUGUUUGUAGUGCGGUCUUGCCACCGUAUGUCCAUGAUGGAGCGCAAGCAUAAUUGGUGAAAGCGUUCUUAGUUGCUUUCUGUGUAAUACCCAUGUCUCAUAUCCAUAUAGAGGGGUUGAUAGAACCACUCCUAGCAAUAUGCGGUACUAUAAAUGACCUCAUACAUACAUAUUUCUUUAUGUAAGGUACCAACAUUGUUGCUGUAAACCAGUGAUGCCCAAUCUAAUUCGACCCGCGGGCCAUUUUUAUUUCCGACAAUCGUGUCGCGGGCCACAUGAAAAAAAAAAGUCGGCCUAAAAAAACGAUAUUAACUUGAAACCCGUAGAUCCUGUGCUUCAUUAAUUAAUGGGAUAUUUGAAAUGUAUCUUUUUUUCCCCGCGUCAGAAGAUGGCUUUAUUUCUCUACUUAAAAUAUCAGCAAGAUUGGGCUUCAUUCCUCUACUUAGAGCAACAUUGUAGCUAGCUUUACAACCGAGUCAUUUUCCUGUCUCUCUUUUUGGUAAAUAUUCCCAUCAAUCCUCCAAUUUCUAGGCUUAGUUUAACAAUCUUUUAUUCGCGGCUCAAGCCAAGAAUGCCGUCAUAUUUGUUUCAUAAUGUCGUUUAUAUGUUGUUGUUUUAUUUUAAAUAGCCACACCUUCUCUAUAAAAAAAAUAUGUUGGCUUAUUAUCAUGUUCCACAAAAAAGAAAAGAACCGUGUCACUUUUCCUGGUAGAAAACGUACAUUCUACACUCAGAUACCUAUUUCAUAAACGCACAAAUGUUAAAUGUGAUGGAACUUAUCACCAGGAGAAAAAUCGAGGGCCCUAAGCCCCUAACGUAAGUAAAGAUACAUUUGUACAAUUUUUUUUGGAAAUUGGGGGGAUUUUCUACACAUUGUACCGACAUUUCGGUGGGCCGUACUUUGGGCAUCACUGCUGUAAACUGUUUGAUUCAAUGUCUUUACUGGUCUACACUGAAAUAUAUAUCUUUAACAUUUUUUAACAAAUGUAUUUAUGAUUACUGUAAACAUAUUUAAAAAAACAAAAAAGAUAAACUUCAUUCUGGUACAACAAAUCUAUAUACGCCUCUGAUGAUGAACUAAAAGUCAAUUAACAAUCGUUAUCAUUUCAAUCUAAAACUAUUUAGCAUUUUGUUUGUCUGGCAUUUUUUUUUUCACAUUAACCAACAGAAUACAAUUUUUAACAAGAUUA
Molecule: messenger RNA, 4873 nt
Organism: Biomphalaria glabrata
Lineage: Eukaryota; Metazoa; Mollusca; Gastropoda; Planorbidae
Exons: 4
Coding region: 190-1842 (550 amino acids)
Biological process (GO): G protein-coupled receptor signaling pathway
Cellular component (GO): membrane
Molecular function (GO): G protein-coupled receptor activity
Source: RefSeq, a predicted model, not a curated record